Molecule: messenger RNA, 861 nt
Organism: Alternaria conjuncta
Lineage: Eukaryota; Fungi; Ascomycota; Dothideomycetes; Pleosporales; Pleosporaceae
Exons: 2
Coding region: 1-861 (286 amino acids)
Source: RefSeq, a predicted model, not a curated record
AUGUCGUCGUCUCGCCAUGCCGUACAAUUCAAGGCUAACCUUGCCGUCGCUGCCGGUGUAAUGACAUGGGCAGCAGCUAUGUCACUCGAGCCCCUCAAAGAAGACUUCAUCAAACAAUUUCUGGACCGACUGGACAAGCCGGUGAUCUUUCACAGCCAGACCACGCUCUCAAUUGCCGCUCUACGUUACUUCACAAAGCCACUCUUCGCAGACACACACGCUGCAAUCUCGAAGGUCGCUGAUGCUGACCUGACUACCGCGAUGGGUUGGUUCGUUGCCCUUUGCGUCAAGAAAAUGCUGCAAACUGGCGCCAUCUCUUGCACCAGUAGCCAGCCAGGAAGCAUCGCCGAAGAGCCUGCCGCUGGUGGUACAAUGGUACCGUCAGUGAUGCCGCCAACUGCUCCGGUCCCCGAUGACAACUCACGUCCACUGAAGCGUCCUCGUAUCGACCAUACGAAUGAAGAGAAGCUCGGCACCACCACUGUUACUGUUUCACAUAGCCUCAGAGCUCCACACGUCCGCGUGUAUGUCACCGAGAAGGAGACCCGUAUGGUGGAUGCGAGUACUCAGUCGGCGCCUGCCUCCCAAGAUGAAGAAGACGACCCACUCAUUCUGUCGGAUGACUUAAGUGAUGACAAAACACAGCUACUUGAAGUAGUAAAUACGUUCGUCCAUGCGUACGCCCCGUAUGCCGCCGAGAACGAACCGGAGCAAGAAGUCUCGUCUCACCUGGGCUGCUUUCUGACGAAAUGGUGCCGCGACAUGGGCUUGGACGACGACUGGCAGGACAACAACUAUGAGCGACUGGUAAUGGUGAUCAAGGCCUUAUACACAGGAAGUCCGCGCGCGCUGGUGUGGUAA